AUGAACCUGAGUGCUUCUUUUACUUUUAUCAGAUUCCAAAUGAAAGUAUACCUAUUUCUCUGUUUGAUGUACUGGACAAGAACCGAGAAUAAAAGACCAUGCCUUAAAUUCUCAAAGCUAAGUGUAACGGAUUCCUUCAGAGAUUUAUUUAAGCCCCAAAUUGCGAUGUUUCUGAUAAUGUAUACAAGGAACAACCUAAGCUGUGGUGAGCCACUGUUUGGGCAGAAUAACUCACUUAGCAUUAAUUUUGACAUGAACAAGAAAACAGUGUGGCUUAUUCACGGAUACAGACCGACGGGCUCCAUUCCAGCUUGGCUUCAGAACUUUCGAAGGAUUUUGUUGAUUCAAGAUGAUAUAAAUGUAAUUGUAGUUGACUGGAACCGGGGUGCUACAACUUUUAUUUAUAAUAGAGCAGUUAAAAAUGCCAGAAAAGUUAGUGCGGCUUUGAGUGAGUGCAUUCAGAGGCUUUUGAAGCAUGGAGCUUCUCUUGAUAAUUUUCAUUUCAUAGGCAUGAGCUUAGGGGCUCAUAUUAGUGGAUUUGUUGGAAAGAAAUUUCACGGUCAACUUGGAAGAAUAACAGGUCUUGACCCUGCUGGACCAAACUUCUCUGGAAAACCGUCAAAUGCCAGAUUAGAUUACACUGAUGCAAAGUUUGUGGAUGUCAUUCAUUCUGAUACCGAUGCUUUAGGCAUUGAAGAACCCUUGGGACAUAUAGAUUUUUAUCCAAAUGGAGGAGUAGAGCAACCUGGCUGUCCUAAAUCAAUAUUUUCAGGAAUAAAAUUUAUUAAAUGUGACCACCAGAGAGCAGUUUACUUGUUCAUGGCAACUUUGGAAACAAAGUGCAAUUUUAUUUCAUUUCCUUGUCGUUCAUAUGAAGAUUACAAGACUGGUUUAUGUAUGGAUUGUGAGAACUUUAAGAAAAAAUCAUGUCCAAGCCUAGGUAUUCAGGCUGAGCAGUGGAAAGAUAUUUUAAAAGAAAGAGCAGAAAAAUCUCUUAAAACCAUUGCGUUUUUGGAUACUGCUGACAAAAACCCAUUCUGUACCUAUUAUUUUGUUUUCAGUAUAAUUUUGGAUAGCACUCUGAAGGAUGGCUAUAUUGCAUUGAAAUUAUUAAACCAGGUUGGAGUGCUUGAAGAGCCAAAGCUCUAUGAAGAGAAAAAAUCAUUUUAUAAAUACCGAGAAACCAAGAUUCUUGCUCGAUUUUUAAAUGAUGUAAACAUUUCAAGCAUUGGUUUGGCAUAUUAUCAGAGCUCAAAUCGGCUGUGUUCCACAUGCAAAUACAACAUCCGGCGUUUCAUGUUAAAAUCGCUUACAUUUCCAGAAAGACCACCUAUCUGCAAGUAUGAUUUUAUACUUAAAGAAAAUGAGGAAGUAUUUUUCACUCCAUGUAUAUGCAAACCAGAGGAAACAUAA
Messenger RNA from Hipposideros armiger (great roundleaf bat), 1413 nucleotides. RefSeq names its product lipase I (gene LIPI). The transcript has 10 exons. Gene Ontology annotation, molecular function: glycerophospholipase activity. Bases 1 to 1413 code for a protein of 470 amino acids. Gene Ontology annotation, biological process: lipid catabolic process. The record is from RefSeq and is a predicted model, not a curated record. Lineage: Eukaryota; Metazoa; Chordata; Mammalia; Chiroptera; Hipposideridae.